GCUUCUGCUCUAGGAAGCUAGGGACGCGUCCCCCGCAGCACCCCCUCCAUCCUACCCGUGCAAGCCCCCAGUUUUCCUGCGAGGGGGCCAUUGGAGCUCUCUGUCCUCCCCUCAUCCCCUCUCCUCCCUCCCUCCGACUCCCCCCCCAAAAAACCCGCCAGUGGCUCACGCCUCCUGCAUACGGGAUGAGGUGAGCAGCGCCGCUGCUGAGAGGGGGCGCGCGCGGGUGUGAGCGUGUGUCCGUGUGCGAGUGUGUGUGCGCCGGGCGGGCGGGCACUGCAGCUUCUUCCUCCGUGGAGCGGAGAGCGAGCGAGAGAGCUCGAGCAAGCGAUCGGCAAAGGCGGGCAGAGGGGCGCGGGUGAAGCGGCGCAGCCAUCCCGGGGCCGGCGCCGCGCAGCCACCAUGCUCAACAACCUGACGGACUGCGAGGACGGUGAUGGGGGAGCCAACCCGGGUGAUGGCAACCCCAAGGAAAGCAGUCCCUUCAUCAACAGCACGGACACAGAGAAGGGAAAAGAGUACGAUGGCAAGAACAUGGCCCUGUUUGAGGAGGAGAUGGACACCAGUCCCAUGGUGUCCUCCCUGCUCAGUGGGCUGGCCAACUACACCAACCUGCCCCAGGGAAGUAGAGAGCAUGAAGAGGCAGAGAACAAUGAGGGUGGAAAAAAGAAACCGGUGCAGGCCCCACGCAUGGGCACCUUCAUGGGCGUGUACCUCCCGUGCCUGCAGAACAUCUUUGGCGUCAUCCUCUUCCUGCGGCUCACUUGGGUGGUGGGCAUCGCAGGCAUCAUGGAGUCCUUCUGUAUGGUCUUCAUCUGCUGCUCCUGUACGAUGCUCACAGCCAUUUCCAUGAGCGCGAUUGCAACCAAUGGUGUGGUGCCUGCUGGUGGCUCCUACUACAUGAUUUCCAGGUCCCUGGGCCCAGAGUUUGGGGGUGCCGUGGGCCUCUGCUUCUACCUGGGCACUACCUUUGCUGGGGCUAUGUACAUCCUGGGAACCAUCGAGAUCCUGCUGGCUUAUCUCUUCCCAGCCAUGGCCAUCUUCAAGGCAGAAGAUGCCAGUGGGGAGGCGGCAGCCAUGUUGAACAAUAUGCGGGUGUAUGGUACCUGUGUGCUUACCUGCAUGGCCACCGUUGUCUUUGUGGGUGUCAAGUACGUCAACAAGUUUGCCCUGGUCUUCCUGGGCUGUGUCAUCCUCUCCAUCCUGGCCAUCUAUGCAGGGGUCAUCAAGUCUGCCUUCGACCCACCCAAUUUCCCGAUCUGCCUCCUGGGGAACCGCACGCUGUCUCGCCAUGGCUUUGAUGUCUGUGCCAAGCUGGCUUGGGAAGGAAAUGAGACAGUGACCACACAGCUCUGGGGCCUUUUCUGUUCCUCUCGCUUCCUCAAUGCCACCUGUGAUGAGUACUUCACCCGAAACAAUGUCACAGAGAUCCAAGGCAUUCCUGGUGCCGCCAGUGGCCUCAUCAAAGAGAACCUGUGGAGUUCCUACCUGACCAAGGGGGUGAUUGUGGAGAGGCGUGGGAUGCCCUCCGUGGGCCUGACAGAUGGCACCCCUGUUGACAUGGACCACCCCUACGUCUUCAGUGACAUGACCUCUUACUUCACUCUGCUUGUCGGCAUCUACUUCCCCUCAGUCACAGGGAUCAUGGCUGGCUCAAACCGGUCUGGAGACCUGCGGGAUGCCCAGAAGUCCAUCCCUACUGGGACCAUCCUGGCCAUCGCCACCACCUCUGCUGUCUACAUCAGCUCGGUUGUUCUGUUCGGGGCCUGCAUUGAGGGGGUCGUCCUGCGGGACAAGUUCGGGGAAGCUGUGAAUGGCAACCUGGUGGUGGGCACCCUGGCCUGGCCAUCCCCGUGGGUCAUUGUCAUCGGCUCUUUCUUCUCUACCUGUGGGGCUGGACUCCAGAGCCUCACAGGGGCCCCGCGCCUGCUCCAGGCCAUCUCCCGGGAUGGCAUAGUGCCCUUCUUGCAGGUCUUUGGCCAUGGCAAAGCCAACGGAGAGCCAACCUGGGCGCUGCUGUUGACUGCCUGCAUCUGUGAGAUCGGCAUCCUCAUCGCCUCCCUGGACGAGGUCGCCCCCAUCCUUUCCAUGUUCUUCCUGAUGUGUUACAUGUUUGUGAACUUGGCUUGUGCGGUGCAGACACUGCUGAGGACGCCCAACUGGAGGCCACGCUUCCGAUAUUACCACUGGACCCUCUCCUUCCUGGGUAUGAGCCUCUGCCUGGCUCUCAUGUUCAUUUGCUCCUGGUACUACGCGCUGGUAGCCAUGCUCAUCGCCGGGCUCAUCUAUAAGUACAUCGAGUACCGGGGGGCAGAGAAGGAGUGGGGCGAUGGGAUCCGAGGCCUCUCUCUCAGUGCUGCUCGCUACGCUCUCUUGCGCCUGGAGGAAGGGCCUCCGCACACCAAGAACUGGAGGCCCCAGCUACUGGUGCUGGUGCGUGUGGACCAGGACCAGAACGUGGUACACCCCCAGCUGCUCUCCUUGACCUCCCAGCUCAAGGCAGGGAAGGGCCUGACCAUUGUGGGCUCUGUCCUGGAGGGCACCUUUCUGGACAACCACCCUCAGGCUCAGCGGGCAGAGGAGUCUAUCAGGCGCCUGAUGGAGGCUGAGAAGGUGAAAGGUUUCUGCCAGGUCGUCAUCUCCUCUAACCUGCGUGAUGGCGUGUCCCACCUGAUCCAGUCUGGGGGCCUCGGCGGGCUGCAGCACAACACCGUGCUCGUGGGCUGGCCUCGGAACUGGCGGCAAAAAGAGGAUCACCAGACAUGGAGGAACUUCAUCGAACUGGUCCGGGAAACCACAGCUGGCCACCUGGCCCUGCUGGUCACCAAGAAUGUUUCCAUGUUUCCUGGGAACCCUGAGCGCUUCUCCGAGGGCAGCAUCGAUGUGUGGUGGAUCGUGCAUGAUGGGGGCAUGCUCAUGCUACUGCCCUUCCUGCUGCGUCAUCACAAGGUCUGGAGGAAAUGUAAGAUGCGGAUCUUCACUGUGGCCCAGAUGGACGACAACAGCAUCCAGAUGAAGAAAGACCUGACCACAUUCCUGUACCACUUACGCAUUACAGCAGAGGUGGAGGUGGUGGAGAUGCACGAGAGUGACAUCUCAGCGUACACCUAUGAGAAGACACUGGUAAUGGAACAGCGCUCUCAGAUCCUCAAACAGAUGCACCUAACCAAGAAUGAGCGGGAGCGGGAGAUCCAGAGCAUCACAGAUGAGUCUCGGGGCUCCAUUCGGAGGAAGAAUCCAGCCAACACUCGGCUCCGCCUCAAUGUUCCCGAAGAGACAGCUGGCGACGGUGAGGAGAAGCCAGAAGAGGAGGUGCAGCUGAUCCAUGACCAGAGUGCUCCCAGCUGCCCCAGCAGCUCACCAUCUCCAGGGGAGGAGCCCGAGGGGGAGGGGGAGACAGACCCAGAGAAGGUGCAUCUUACCUGGACCAAGGACAAGUCAGUGGCAGAGAAGAAUAAAGGCCCCAGUCCCGUCUCCACCGAGGGCAUCAAGGACUUCUUCAGCAUGAAGCCUGAGUGGGAAAGCCUGAACCAGUCCAACGUGCGGCGCAUGCACACGGCUGUGCGGCUGAACGAGGUCAUCGUGAAUAAAUCCCGGGAUGCCAAGCUGGUUUUGCUCAACAUGCCCGGGCCUCCCCGCAACCGCAAUGGUGAUGAAAACUACAUGGAGUUCCUGGAGGUCCUCACUGAGCAACUGGACCGGGUGAUGCUGGUCCGCGGUGGCGGCCGCGAGGUCAUCACCAUCUACUCCUGAGGGCCAGGACCUGUCACGCCGGCCCGAGCGCGCCCGGCCCCGCGGCCCCGGAGCCCUCGCCGCACCGCGCCAACCCGCCGCUGUCACCGUUUACAUAAGACCCUGUGCCCGUGCCCUGGCCCCUUUUCCCGCUGCCUGCAGCCCGGAGGCCUUGCCCAUCGGGGCUGACUCCGAGGGCGGCCCGUGGGCCCCUUUUCUGAGCCCGGCCUCGCCCCGCCGGAGCAGACGCUGCAAUAAAGGUGGCGAGGUGGCGUGGAGAGGAGCGGAACCGCGGUCCUGGGCCGGGCAGCCCCGGGCCCGUCCCUCCCCACGCCCCGCCGCGUUCCCCGGGACCCUGGUCGCCGAGCCUGGGCACCGGCCGGCCGCGCUAUACAUAGUGUACAGGAGACAUCGCGUGUAUUUUUAAUGUCCCCAUAUUUCUUUUAACUAGAAGCGCAACGGACUCCUCGCCACGGCCGCGCUCUCGCUGCUGCGGGCGCCCAGGGAGGCGGCAGCCCGGGGAGCCAGGUUUCCCUGCGCGCCGGAGCGGAGAGCCAAGUGCUUUGAGGCCCGCGCUCUCCUCUCCCUUCCCUGUUCACGCCCUGGGCUUCCCUCUCUUCCCUCCAGUUCUUGGCAAACACAGGUGAGACGGCGGCCGGCUUCGGUGGAUGCGAGCUUUCUGGCGGCCAGGAGAGCGAGGGGUCGCCCCUCCAUGGGGAGAAACCGAGGCCCGCGCCCACCGAGGAAGCCCCGCCCGGUGCCUUCGCGGAGGAGCAGGCGUCUCUCCUCUGUUGGCUUGCUGCCUGCUCCCCAUGUCCCAUGGCUCCUCGCCAAAGACUGAAUUCGUGGAGCUGGAAGGCACCCCCUCCCCAGUUUCCUCCCUGGGACAGGCGAGGGCCGAGGGGCCAAUGCCAGUCUAGACCGACUCACCAGGAGGCCCGGGCAACCUCUGAUGUUCCCUCCCUUGGUCCUCAUCUGCAGGUCCUGCCUGGGGGACCGGCUGCCUACUGAGUGCUCUGGAGCUGGGCCUUGCUGCCUAGCAGCAGGUCCUUAGCUACGUCUCCCAGACACCAGGUCCUGGAGUAGGGCUCGAGUCACGUGGGCUCCGUUGUUCCUCGCGCUUCUCUGCCCUCUUCUGACUUGGACCCAAGGCCUUUGGCUUCCCUAACUCGUCCUUGGCGCUUCCGCUCCACCAGCCCCACCUGUGGGGCGGUGCCCUCAGCCCUUAGAAAGGCGUUUGGCCGUUCCCUUCCCCUAGGGCACGUUACUAAGGGGACAGGCACUGCAUGCUCCUUUAAGCGCCCUCUGGGACUGGGUCCAGUGCCUCCAGCCCCAGGGCCCUGGCCUGCGCACCUAGUUAGACAUCCUGCCCUCCAGGGCUGGGGCCACUAGCUGACCUCACCACCUCCUUCCCCUUGAGCCCAAAGCAGAGAGCUGCAGCUUGGUACCAUCUAGACAAGAUCGGGUGUGGCCAGUGGCAGGGCUGGAGGCCUGCUGCUCGGCUGCUGGGCCCAAGGCCCCUCUGAGAUUUUAUGGGGACUGGAUAUUCAUUCUUCCAGGCAGUAGCCAUGAAGUUGGAAGUGUAGAACCCAGGGCCCAUCAUCCUUCAAGACUGCCCUCCCUUGCCAUGGUCUUGCCUUUUGGGGCCAGAGAAGGGCUGCACAAAAGGGGAGGAGGCUGUACCAACACCAAUUAGGGAACCAAAGUUGCACUACCUGGGCCCAGACUCUCUGGUUGGCAAGAGCAAAGUUUCCGUUGAUGAAAACAAACAUCCCACAACAAAAACCCAAUUUUUCUGUGCUCCAUGUGCAAUAUUUGUUAUGAACCUUGUGUCGUUCAAGUCACCUUUAUAAUCACUGUAGCUAGAUGUUCCAUGUCCACCCAGGUGACUUUUACUGAGUGCAAUAUUUCAAUAGCCUGGUAGUGAGAACGAGUGUUGCUUUUGUUUCAGCCGACCUAUGUGCAGGGCAAUGCAAUGCAGUCCAAAACCCUUGUAAAUAGGAGAGGUUGCAAGCCAAAUCAAGAGUAUUUAUCGUUAUUACUAUUAUUAUUAGGCCUGCCUUUAAUUUUAGUGUUUUGGUAUUUCGCAUCCUGCCUCGGUAUUGAUCUUGUGUUCUUUGUGCCAAUAUGCAAAGGAGAGGGUUGGUUCUUUCCUUUACUGUUGAAUGCUCCCAUUUAAUGCUUUAAGGCUUUUACUGUGUUAAUUUUUUUAGAUACCUGUCUGCACACAAUGCAAUAAAAAUAAUUUUAUUACACCCUU
This is a messenger RNA of Peromyscus leucopus (white-footed mouse), 5992 nucleotides long. It is a transcript of the gene Slc12a5, whose product is annotated as solute carrier family 12 member 5. The coding region runs from base 403 to 3753 and encodes 1116 amino acids. NCBI's taxonomy places the organism in Eukaryota, Metazoa, Chordata, Mammalia, Rodentia, Cricetidae. Gene Ontology annotation, molecular function: potassium:chloride symporter activity. Gene Ontology annotation, biological process: potassium ion import across plasma membrane; chloride transmembrane transport; cell volume homeostasis. The transcript has 26 exons. Gene Ontology annotation, cellular component: membrane. The record is from RefSeq and is a predicted model, not a curated record.